This is a messenger RNA of Aspergillus tubingensis, 756 nucleotides long. Its product is annotated as glutaredoxin. NCBI's taxonomy places the organism in Eukaryota, Fungi, Ascomycota, Eurotiomycetes, Eurotiales, Aspergillaceae. The record is from RefSeq and is a predicted model, not a curated record. Gene Ontology annotation, biological process: cellular response to oxidative stress. Gene Ontology annotation, molecular function: glutathione disulfide oxidoreductase activity. The coding region runs from base 1 to 756 and encodes 251 amino acids. The transcript is spliced from 3 exons. Gene Ontology annotation, cellular component: fungal-type vacuole; cis-Golgi network; cytoplasm.
AUGCUUUCGCAGCGGCGCAUUCGGCUUCUGGCCAUCGCCGUGGUGGUCAUAAUCAUCAUGACUUUCUACUACUCGAGUGAAGCCCGGAGUGUUCAGAACCAACAAUUCUACCGAUCAACCGUGGCGGCGAUGGAGGCUCAAAAGCAGGCAAAGGAAGCCGGAACAGCAGCCAACAUACCGCCACAGAAGGACCAGCCCAAACAGAACCCUAUCAAGGAAGAGACGAAGCUUGCCAUGGACAACGAUAAGGAAGAACCGGCCAUCCCAAAGGCCAACAACGAUGCGGACGAAGUAGAAGAGAUCCCGAUUGCAGGCAGAACCAAGAUGACAGUACCUAAGAACCGAAAUGACCCGGAGAAAGAGACGUCGGAACAGCCGCAAGAACAGAAACCGGAGACAGAUGAUCAUGCGGCCGCCGUGGCCGAGCUGAACGGGAUAUUGAAGCGGGCACCAAUCAUUGUAUUUUCCAAGUCCUACUGUCCGUAUAGCGCCAAGGCGAAGUCUAUCCUCUUGGACAAAUACUCGAUUGUUCCUGCACCUUUCGUGGUGGAACUUGAUAAGCAUGAGUUGGGUCGACCGCUGCAGGCGUUGCUGGGAGAAAAUACCGGGCGUCGCACUGUCCCGAACGUGUUGGUUAACGGGAAAAGCAUUGGAGGAGGGGAUGAUGUGACGGCUCUGGAUCAAAAGGACGAAUUGGCUUCAACAUUGAGAAGCUUGGGGGGUAAGUGGGUCCAGGAGGUCCAUCGUAAAGAAUGA